Nylanderia fulva is the source of this 1351-nucleotide messenger RNA. RefSeq names its product lysosomal aspartic protease-like. The record is from RefSeq and is a predicted model, not a curated record. Gene Ontology annotation, molecular function: aspartic-type endopeptidase activity. NCBI's taxonomy places the organism in Eukaryota, Metazoa, Arthropoda, Insecta, Hymenoptera, Formicidae. Gene Ontology annotation, biological process: proteolysis.
GAAACAGGGUUAUUAAAGUGCUAGUAAUCGACAACGCUUUAUUUUUCUGUAUGUCCGGUCAUAAGGUAGAAAUUCGUCGCUGGAAAUUUUGUGAUUCGAUGUUCCAAUCGCAAGUAAAUUCGCAAACAUGAUUCGCAUUUUUAUGCUGGUUGUCGCAAUCUUUGCGAUGAUCGACGCGCAAUUGCAGAGGCUUUUAUUACACAAGACGGAUUAUAUUCGACAUACUUUGAAAAAGCGUGACAUUGACAUUCCAAAAGUUUCUAUGACCAAAGGUAAUACGAGUACUCUUCCUAAGGUGCGUUUAUGCAAUUAUUUAGAUGCUCAGUAUUACGCUGUUAUUACUAUCGGAACACCACCGCAGGAAUUUAAAGUACUGAUUGAUACUGGUUCCUCAGAUCUUUGGGUACCAUCCCAAAGAUGCAACCGUUCAGUCUCUGCUUGCGACCUGCAUAAGGAAUAUAAUAGUACAAAAUCCAGCACAUAUAUACCAAAUGGUACUGCGAUUGAGAUUAGAUAUAGCAGUGGCGGUAUAGCUGGAUUUUUAUCCACUGAUGUAGUGAAUAUUGCCGGUCUCAAUGUUCAAAAUCAAACAUUUGGGGAAGUAACACACAUGUUAGGCGUUACGUUCACUUAUGCAAAAUUUGAUGGUAUUUUGGGCAUAGGUUAUUCCACGUGGGCCCUCAACAAUGUAACGCCUGUGUUUUACAAUAUGGUAACACAAGGCCUAGUGUCAUCAGCCGUUGUCAGCUUUUAUUUGAAUAAAGGUUCUUCGGACAAUGUCGGUGGUGAAUUAAUAUUGGGUGGUACUGAUCCCGCUUAUUACGAAGGCGAGUUGACGUAUGUUCCUGUUACUGAGAAAGAAGACUGGAAAUUUAUUAUAAAUGAGAUCAGAAUACAUAAUUAUACCUUCUGCGCGGGUGACUGUCGAGCUAUCGCUGAUACAGGUACCUCAUUAAUAUAUGGACCACUAUCGGACAUCUCAAUUAUUAAUGAACUUAUUGGAACUUAUGAACAGUAUAAUAUAAACUGCACCAAGAAAAACUCUAUUGACAUGCCAGUAAUCAGUUUUAUUAUGGGUCCUGGUAAAAUGUUCAAUCUUACCAAUCAGGAUUACAUCGUACCGAUACCAAUAGAGAAUCUCACGGAGUGUGACAGCGGUUUUAGACCACAUAACACUACUAAGUUUUGGGUUCUAGGGGAUGUAUUUCUUCGCCGUUAUUAUAGUGUGUUUGAUUUUGAAAAAGACCGAGUCGGAUUUGCUCCAGCGAAACAAAUGUCGAUUACUAUAUCUUAAAAUUAUAUAAUAAGAAAACAUCGUAUUUAAAUGAUAAAUUCGUGAUUAUUUUAGUAA